Molecule: messenger RNA, 6491 nt
Organism: Trichechus manatus latirostris (Florida manatee)
Lineage: Eukaryota; Metazoa; Chordata; Mammalia; Sirenia; Trichechidae
Gene: SBF1
Product: SET binding factor 1
Exons: 40
Cellular component (GO): cytoplasm; membrane
Molecular function (GO): guanyl-nucleotide exchange factor activity
Source: RefSeq, a predicted model, not a curated record
CCCCUGCUCUUGUCCCCAGGGAGUGGGGAAGGCCAGGGCCAGAUCCUGCAGCGCUUUCCAGAGAAGGACUGGGAGGACAACCCAUUUCCCCAGGGCAUCGAGCUGUUCUGCCAGCCCAGCGGAUGGCAGCUGUGUGCCGAGCGGAACCCACCGACGUUCUUCGUUGCUGUCCUCACUGAUAUCAACUCCGAGCGGCACUACUGUGCCUGUCUGACCUUCUGGGAGCCUGCGGAGCCUGCCCAGGAUGCCGUGUGUGCUGUGGACACCACAGGGAGUGACGAGUUGGCCGAGGAGGGGGGCCCUGUGCAACUCUCGCCCGUACCCCCAAGUCCCCCCGGCCAGCUGUUUGCUCCGAAGACCCUGGUGCUCGUGUCGAGGCUGGACCACACGGAGGUGUUCAGGAACAGCCUGGGGCUCAUCUACACGGUCCACGUCGAGGGCCUGAGUGUGUCCCUGGAGAGCGUCAUUGGGAACCUGCUGACCUGCACCAUCCCCCUCGCUGGGGGCUCGCAGAGAACCAUCUCUCUGGGUGCAGGUGACCGGCAGGUCAUCCAGACCCCGCUCACUGACUCGCUGCCCGUCAGCUGCUGCAGCGUGGCCCUCCUCUUCCGCCAGCUCGGCAUCACCAACGUGCUGUCCUUGUUCUGUGCGGCGCUCACCGAGCACAAGAUCCUCUUCUUGUCCCGGAGCUACCAGCGGCUCGCAGACGCGUGCCGGGGCCUCCUGGCACUGCUCUUCCCGCUGCGAUACAGCUUCACCUACGUGCCCAUCCUGCCGGCACAGCUCCUGGAGGUCCUCAGCACGCCCACGCCCUUCAUAAUUGGCGUCAACGCAGCCUUCCAGGCAGAGACCCAGGAACUGCUGGACGUGGUCAUUGCUGACCUCGAUGGGGGGACAGUGACUGUUCCUGAGUGUGUGCACAUCCCGCCCCUGCCGGAGCCACUGCAGAGCCAAACGCACGGUGUUCUGAGCAUGGUCCUAGAUCCGGAGCUGGAGCUGGCUGACCUCGCCUUCCCACCCCCCGUGACGUCCUCCUCCUCCCUGAAGAUGCAGGACAAGGAGCUGCGUGCGGUCUUCCUGCGGCUCUUCGCUCAGCUCCUGCAGGGGUACCGCUGCUGCCUGCACAUCGUCCGCAUCCACCCUGAGCCCGUCAUCCGCUUCCACAAGGCAGCCUUCCUGGGCCAGCGGGGGCUGGUGGAGGAUGACUUCCUGCUGAAGGUGCUGGAGGGCAUGGCCUUUGCAGGCUUCGUGUCGGAGCGAGGGGUCCCCUACCGCGCCACGGACCUGUUUGAUGAGCUGGUGGCCCACGAGGUGGCACGGAUGCGGGCAGAUGAGAACUACCCCCAGCGAAUCCUGCGCCACGUCAGGGAACUGGCGGAGCAGCUGUAUAAGAACGAGAACCCAUACCCCGCGGUAACGAUGCACAAGGUGCAGAGGCCGGUGGAGGCUGUCCACCUGCGAAGGACGCUGCGGCCCUUCCCCCGGCUGGACGAGGGCACCGUGCAGUGGAUCGUGGACCAGGCCACCGCCAAGAUGCAGGGCGCACCCCCGGCCGUGCGGGCUGAGAGGAAGACCACCGUGCCUUCGGGACCCCCCAUGACUGCCAUCCUGGAGCGGAGCAGCGGGCUCCACGCCAACAGUGCCCGCCGGCUGGAGGUGGUCCGCAACUGCAUCUCCUACGUGUUUGAGGGGAAGAUGCUGGAGGCCAAAAAGUUGCUGCCGGCCGUGCUGAGGGCCCUGAAGGGCCGUGCCGCCCGCCGCUGCCUCACCCAGGAGCUGCACACGCACGUGCAGCAGAACCGGGCCGUGCUGGACCACCAGCAGUUCGACUUCGUCGUCCGCAUGAUGAACUGCUGCCUGCAGGACUGCACCUCCAUGGACGAGCAUGGCAUCGCAGCCGCCCUGCUGCCUCUGGUCACUGCCUUCUGUCGGAAGCUGAGCCCGGGGGUGACGCAGUUUGCGUACAGCUGUGUGCAGGAGCACGUGGUGUGGAGCACGCCGCAGUUCUGGGAGGCCAUGUUCUAUGGGGACGUGCAGACCCACAUCCGGGCCCUCUACCUGGAGCCUGCCGAGGACCACGCCCCCUCUCAGGAGGUGGGGGAGGCGCUCCCGUGCGAGGACGAGCGGUCGGCCCUGGACGUGGCCUCCGAGCAGCGGCGCCUGUGGCCCACGCUGAGUCGGGAGAAGCAGCAGGAGCUGGUGCAGAAGGAGGAGAGCACCGUGUUCAGCCAGGCCAUCCACUACGCCAACCGCAUGAGCUACCUCCUGCUGCCCCUGGACAGCAGCAAGAGCCGGCUGCUGCGGGACCGCGCGGGCCUGGGCGACCUGGAGAGCGCCAGCAACAGCCUGGUCACCAACAGUAUGGCGGGCAGCAUGGCGGGCAGUUACGACACAGAAAGUGGCUUUGAGGAUGCUGAGACCUCAGAUGUGGCCGGGGCCGUGGUCCGCUUCAUCAACCGCUUCGUGGACAAGGUCUGCACAGAGAGUGGGGUUACCAGCGACCACCUCAAGGGUCUGCAUGUCAUGGUGCCAGACAUCGUCCAGAUGCACAUCGAGACCUUGGAGGCCGUGCACCGUGAGAGCAAGAGACUGCCACCUAUUCAGAAGCCCAAACUGCUGCGGCCGCGUCUGCUGCCCGGCGAGGAGUGUGUGCUGGACGGGCUCCGUGUCUCCUUGCUCCCUGAUGGGCGUGAGGCUGGCGCCGGGGGUGGCGUGGGGGGCCCCGCGCUGCUGCCAGCCGAGGGUGCCGUCUUCCUCACCACGUAUCGGGUCAUCUUCACGGGGAUGCCCGCCGACCCCCUGGUGGGAGAGCAGGUGGUGGCACGCUCCUUCCCGGUGGCCGCGCUGACCAAGGAGAAGCGCAUCAGUGUCCAGACCCACGUGGACCAGUUCCUGCAGGACGGGCUGCAGCUGCGCUCAUGCACGUUCCAGCUGCUGAAGAUGGCGUUCGACGAGGAGGUGGGGUCUGACAGCGCCGAGCUCUUCCGUAAGCAGCUGCACAAGCUGCGUUAUCCCCCAGACAUCAGGGGCACCUUCGCCUUCACUGGGGGCACUGCCCACACGCCUGGCCGGCCAGCCCGGGCCACCAAGGACAAGGGGCCUUCCCUCAGGGCCCUGUCCCGGAACCUGGUGAAGAACGCCAAGAAGACCAUUGGGAGGCAGUACGUCACUCGGAAGAAGUACAACCCCCCGAGCUGGGAGCAUCGGAGCCAGCCCCCCGCUGAGGACCAGGAGGACGAGAUCUCAGUUUCGGACGAGCUUGAGCCCAGCACCUUGACCCCCACGUCGGCCCUGAAGCCCUCGGACCGCAUGACCAUGAGCAGCCUGGUGGAGCGGGCAUGCUGCCGUGACUACCAGCGCCUGGGCCUGGGUACGCUCAGCAGCAGCCUGAGCCGGGCCAAGUCCGAGCCUUUCCGCAUCUCCCCGGUCAACCGCAUGUAUGCCAUCUGUCGCAGCUACCCGGGGCUGCUGAUCGUGCCCCAGAGCAUCCAGGACAAUGCCCUGCAGCGUGUGUCUCGCUGCUACCGCCAGAACCGCUUCCCCGUGGUGUGCUGGCGCAGCGGACGCUCCCGGGCCGUGCUGCUGCGCUCAGGGGGCCUGCACGGCAAGGGCGUCGUCGGCCUUUUCAAGGCCCAGAACGCGCCAUCACCAGGCCAGUCCCAGGCGGACUCGAGCAGCCUGGAGCAGGAGAAGUACCUGCAGGCCGUGGUCAGCUCCAUGCCCCGCUACGCUGAUGCAUCGGGGCGCAACACCCUCAGUGGCUUCUCCUCUGCCCACCUGGGCAGCCAUGUGCCCAGUCCCCGAGCCAGGGUCACCACGCUGUCCAACCCCAUGGCGGCCUUGGUCUCCAGACGGACCGCGCCCCGAGGGAAGUGGGGCAGCAUCCGGGCCAGUGGACGCAGCGGUGGCAGUGUGGAUGUGGGCUCCCGGUUAGCAGGGAGAGACGUACUGGGCACCCCCCAGCCCAACGGGGCACCCCCUGACCCUGGCUUCCUGCGGCCCCAGCGUGCAGCACUCUACAUCAUUGGGGACAAAGCACAGCUUAAGGGUGUGCGGCCGGACCCUCUGCAGCAAUGGGAGCUGGUGCCCAUCGAGGUGUUUGAGGUGCGGCAGGUGAAGGCAAGCUUCAAGAAGCUGUUGAAGGCCUGCGUCCCAGGCUGCCCCGCUGCCGAACUUGGCCCAGCCUCCUACCUGCGCUCACUGGAGGACUCGGAGUGGCUGAGCCAGAUCCACAAGCUGCUGCAGGUGUCGGUGCUGGUGGUGGAGCUGCUGGACUCAGGCUCCUCGGUCCUGGUGAGCCUGGAGGACGGCUGGGACAUCACCACCCAGGUGGUGUCACUGGUGCAGCUGCUCUCAGACCCCUUCUACCGCACCCUGGAGGGCUUCCGGCUGCUGGUGGAGAAGGAGUGGCUGUCCUUCGGCCAUCGCUUCAGCCACCGUGGGGCCCACACCCUGGCCGGGCAGAGCAGCGGCUUCACACCCAUCUUCCUGCAGUUCCUGGAUUGUGUACACCAAGUCCACCUGCAGUUCCCCAUGGAGUUUGAGUUCAGCCAGUUCUACCUCAAGUUCCUCAGCUACCACCACGUGUCGCGCCGGUUCCGGACAUUCCUGCUUGACUCAGACUAUGAGCGCAUCGAGCUGGGCCUGCUGUACGAGGAGAAGGGGGAGCGGAGGGGCCCGCAGGCCUGCAGGUCUGUGUGGGAGUACAUGGACCGGCUGAGCAAGAAGACCCCUGUGUUCUACAACUACAUGUACGCGCCUGAGGACACGGAGGUCCUGCGCCCCUACAGCAACGUGUCCAACCUGAAGGUGUGGGACUUCUACACUGAGGAGACCCUGGCUGAGGGCCCCCCCUAUGACUGGGAACUGGCACAGGGCCCCCCUGAACCCCCCGAGGAGGAGCGGCCCGACGGUGGAGCCCCCCAGAGCAGGCGCCGUGUGGUGUGGCCUUGCUAUGACAGCCGCCCCCGGGCGCAGCCUGACGCCAUCUCACGCCUGCUGGAGGAGCUGCAGCGGCUGGAGACAGAGCUGGGCCGACCCCCCGAGCGCUGGAAGGACACCUGGGACCGGGUGAAGGCUGCCCAGCGCCUCGAAGGCCGGCCUGAUGGGCGUGGCCCCCCCGGCUCCCUGCUGGUGUCCAGCGUGCCACACCACCGCCGCUCGCUGGGCGUGUACCUACAGGAGGGGCCUGUGGGCUCCACUCUGAGCCUCAGCCUCGACAGCGACCAGAGCAGCAGCUCGACGGCAUCUGGCUCCCGCCAGGCAGCUCGCCGCAGUACCAGCACCCUCUACAGCCAGUUCCAGAUGGCAGAGAGUGAGAACAGGUCGUACGAGGGCACCCUGUACAAGAAGGGGGCCUUCAUGAAGCCUUGGAAGGCCCGCUGGUUUGUGCUAGACAAGACCAAGCACCAGCUGCGCUAUUACGACCACCGGGUGGACACGGAGUGCAAGGGCGUAAUCGACCUGGCUGAGGUGGAGUCCGUCGCUCCCGGCACACCUACCAUGGGUGCCCCCAAGACCGUGGAUGAGAAGGCCUUCUUUGACGUGAAGACGACGCGCCGCGUUUACAACUUCUGUGCCCAGGACGUGCCCUCAGCCCAGCAGUGGGUCGACCGGAUCCAGAGCUGCCUGUCGGAUGCCUGACCAACCCCCUCACCCACCUGGCACUUCCCGUGUCACAGACCACUGGGGAGGGGGGCAGGGCCACCCAGCCAUGUUUACAGACCCCCUGGCCCUGACAGUAUUGAGGCCCUGGCCCCCAGCACUUGAGUUUGUACAGCGUCCCCCCUGCCCGGCCCGACAGACUUAACUUAUUGGUGGGCCUGGCGGCGGGCAGCCAUGGUACAGCCCCUUGGGGCGUGUAAAUAGUCCCCUGCCCAGAACCCCACUGGCCCCAGCCGGCCAACAGCACCUCUGUCCCCAGAACAAGAGAGUCUAUAAAGAGAGAACUAAUGGACCCAUCCUGGCUACAGGCUGCCUCCGAGCUCCAGGGCCCGGCUGGGGGAAGGGGGGGCUCCAUGUGUUCUCAGCAGCCCCCAGUCUGGGACUUUGGCUGUUAGGAGGCCCCGGGGGGAGGUCACACGGGGAGGAAAGGUGGGCACAGGGCCCGUGUGCUCGAAGCAGUGGGACCUACUGCUGAGGUUUGUCUCCAAGGACGCAGGUGGGUGUGUGUCACGGUUCCUCUGCCAUCUGAGCUGCCGCCCCAUGGGCCAGAGCCUGGCCUGGGGUGGGUGCCCACGGGGCAUGGUGGGCCAGGGUGUGGGCAUCCAGCCUCAACAUCUGAGGGGCCGUGGCGGUGGGUGGGGGUCUGGGGAGAGAUGGCUGUGGUGACCUAAGGGUACCGUGAGGUCUGAGGCACAGGUUCGUGGCGAGGGGACGGUUCUGGUGGGGACACAUGGAGGACACGCGUGGUGCCGUUGGGUCCCAGGUGUCCACUCAGUGGGGCCAGGACCCCAGCAUCUGAGACUCAUCUCAUGCUCCCCCCAACCAUG